GGAAAAGGAGGAGGAGGAAGAGGAGGAGCAGCAGCAGAAGCGCGCGGUUCCGCCGCCCGCCCGCUGAGGCCGCAGCUCCCCCGGCUCCGGCAGCAUCGCCCCCCCGCAUCCCGAGAGCAGGAUUUCCCAUUGCCAAGCCGUGGCCGGAUGGAGGAGGAGGAGGCCGCGAAGAAGAGGAAGAUGCCCCGGGAGCCCCAGGCAGACAGGGAGCUGAGCACGGAGCGCAGAGAGAACAAAUCCCCGUGGCAGAAGCUGGUGGGAGAGGCCGUUUUGAGUGGCUCCACGGGGCAGGAAUCUAAGGGGGAGGAAGAGCCCCAGAGAUGCUGCACAAGGAGGGGCUGCAAACACAGCCCAAGGAGGUCCAAGGAGGAAGGUGGCCGGAGAUCCAGCCAGAGCUUGGAGCUGGGGGUCCAUGAACAGCUUCACAAUGGGGAGAAGCCCCACAAGUGCUCAAAAUGUGGGAAGGGCUUCAGGUGGAAGUCCAGACUGAUUGUCCACCAGAGAAUCCACACCGGAGAGAGGCCCUACGAGUGUGGGGAGUGUGGGAAGGGCUUCAGAGACAGCUCCAGUCUGAUCCGCCACUGGAAAAUCCACACAGAGGAGAGGCCCUACGAGUGUGGAGAGUGUGGGCAGAGCUUCAGCCAGAGCUCCAACCUGAUUGUCCACCAGAGAAGCCACACAGGGGAGAGGCCCUACGAGUGUGGGGAGUGUGGGAAGAGCUUUGGCCGGAGAUCCAGCCUGUGGGCACACCAGCGGACGCACACAGGGGAGAGGCCCUACGAGUGUGGGGAGUGUGGGAAGAGGUUUCCAAGGAGCUGCAGUCUCCUCAAACAUGAGCAGAGUCACACGGAUGAGAGGCCCUUCCGCUGCCCCGACUGCGGGAAGGGCUUCCAGCGCAACUACACCCUCAUCAUCCACCGGCGCAUCCACACCGGGGAGAGGCCCUACGAGUGUCCCCAGUGUAGGAAGAGUUUCUCACAGAGCUCUUCCUUGACCCAACACCAACGGAGCCACCACUAAGGGAAGCCCUGCGAGUGCCCCGAGUGCGGGAAGAGCUUCGUGCGCUGCUCCAGCUCCAUCCCCCGUGGGAGGAUCGGCGUUGGAUGAUCCCCAGUGACCCCCGUUGGGCAGAGCCCCAGAGCUCCGUGGUGCUGGUGAUCUGUGUGGGAAGACACCAGGCUGGGGGGCUCCGCCUCUUCCUGGCUCCCCGUGGCCUUGAUUUUCUUUUCAUUUCUCUUUGUCCUUUCAAAACACCCAAACCCGGGGUAAAAAUAAAGAUGUUGAACUAAGACACGGAUGGGGACCUGGGGGGAUCUUCCAGGGGAUAUGGGGGAUGCUGGCUUGAAGGGAGUUGAGGGUUCCUGGUGAUUCAUUAAAUCUCGAUAUCCAUGGACAAAGACCCUCUAACUAAUUAAAGUUAGAAAGUGGUAUGUUUAUUCAGGCACCAGCGGGGGGGCAUGAGAGUAGCCUCCUAAAGACAUGCCAGCCAAGUACAAGGUUUCUCGUUCUCUAUUUAUUACUCAAAGUUUUACAUCUUCUGCAUAUGUAUGACCCCAGCACCUCCCAUCCUCCGCUUUGUAUUAAAAUGAGAUCAUUGGUCUUUCA
This is a messenger RNA of Corvus hawaiiensis (hawaiian crow), 1605 nucleotides long. Its product is annotated as zinc finger protein 239-like. The coding region runs from base 148 to 1020 and encodes 290 amino acids. The transcript is spliced from 3 exons. Gene Ontology annotation, cellular component: transcription regulator complex; PcG protein complex. Gene Ontology annotation, molecular function: RNA polymerase II cis-regulatory region sequence-specific DNA binding; DNA-binding transcription factor activity, RNA polymerase II-specific. NCBI's taxonomy places the organism in Eukaryota, Metazoa, Chordata, Aves, Passeriformes, Corvidae. Gene Ontology annotation, biological process: regulation of transcription by RNA polymerase II. The record is from RefSeq and is a predicted model, not a curated record.